Messenger RNA from Siniperca chuatsi (mandarin fish), 3406 nucleotides. It is a transcript of the gene pla2g15, whose product is annotated as phospholipase A2, group XV. NCBI's taxonomy places the organism in Eukaryota, Metazoa, Chordata, Actinopteri, Centrarchiformes, Sinipercidae. Gene Ontology annotation, cellular component: lysosome. The record is from RefSeq and is a predicted model, not a curated record. The transcript has 7 exons. The coding region runs from base 267 to 1532 and encodes 421 amino acids. Gene Ontology annotation, biological process: ceramide metabolic process; phosphatidylcholine metabolic process.
CCCUUGUCUGUGGAGGGCAGCAUUACGCUUUUCAGUGUACAGCCUGUUGGAAAUUCAUUUGAGGAAGAAGAAGAAGAAGCAGCAGACGAAGAAGAAGAAGAAGAAGAAGAAGAGGAGGAGGAGGAGGAGGAGGAGGAGAAGGAGAAGGUUUAUAUUGUGAUAAAUCAGCUCAGAGGGCUUUAACAGCAAACCAGAAAAACACCGCUGUAGAUCUACACACACCGAAGAGGCGACCAUGACUGCUAGGAUAUGAGACAUCGGGAGCCAUGGCGGCUUGGCACCGGAUAACCGCCCUCUCUACGCUGCUUCAAGUCGGUUUGUUGUUGUUGCUGUUGCCGGCUCAGAGCAGCGGGAGACCGUUGGAGAAAUGUCUCGGCGACAAGUCUUGUCAGCCGCCGAGACCCCCCGUGGUCCUCAUUCCGGGGGAUCUGGGAAACCAGUUGGAGGCGAAGCUGGAUAAACCCAGUGUGGUCCAUUACAUCUGCUAUAAGAAGACUGACUCCUUCUUCACUCUGUGGCUCAACCUGGAGCUGCUGGUCCCUGUAGCCAUAGACUGUUGGAUAGACAACAUAAGGCUGAUCUACAACAGGACCACACACGCCACCUCGUCCCCGCCGGGUGUGGACAUCCGUGUCCCGGGGUUCGGACAGACGUAUUCACUGGAGUAUCUGGACCCCAGCAAACGCAGCGUGGGCAUGUAUUUCUUCACUAUAGUGCAGGCGCUGGUAGAGUGGGGCUACACCAGAGAUGAUGACGUCAGAGGAGCUCCCUAUGAUUGGAGGAAAGCCCCCAAUGAGAAUAAAGAGUAUUUCCUGGCGCUGCAGCAGAUGAUUGAAGAGAUGGCGGAGAAGGCUGGUGGACCCGUGGUACUCAUCGCUCACAGCAUGGGCAACAUGUACACCUUGUACUUCCUCAACCAGCAGCCACAAGCCUGGAAAGACAGAUAUGUCAAAGCUUUUAUCUCUCUGGGACCACCGUGGGCAGGGGUGGCCAAGACCCUCCGAGUGGUUACCUCUGGUGAUAAUAACCGCAUCCCAGUGAUCAGCCCAUUGAAGAUUCGCUCCCAGCAACGUUCCGCUGUCUCCACCUCCUGGCUGCUUCCUUAUGCCCACUCGUGGCCCAAAGAUCAGGUCUUGGUGCAGACGCCCGCCGCCAACUACACUGUGCUGGACUACAAGCGCCUCUACUCAGACAUCGGUUUUGAGGACGGCUGGCUGAUGCGGCAGGACACGGAGCCGCUGGUGGACGACCUCGCGCCCCCCGGCGUGGCCGUCCACUGCUUGUACGGCAGUGGCAUCCCCACGUCGGAGGCCUUCCAGUACUCCGACAAGUUCCCCGACGUGGAGCCCACGGUGGUGUACGGCGACGGGGACGGGACGGUGAACCUGCUGAGUGCCAUCCAGUGCGGGAGGUGGGUAGGAAAGCAAAAACAGCCUGUGAUGUUAAAAGAGCUUCCAGGGAACGAACAUGUGAACAUGUUGCUGAACUUCACGACUGUGGCUUACAUUAAGACUGUGCUGUUCUCCCUGUGAUGCUGGCAGAAACUGAGGGACUGGCUUGCAGGGAGAUGGCUUUCCUCACACACACUGUAAUAUUUAAACUCUAGCUGACACAUUCACAGCCAAGGAGAGACAGGGACUGACGCAUCUCGCCUGUCUCUCUGAACAUUGACUGCCAAAAUAUUCCCCUGUACAUGCCACAUUGCUUAAGAAAAGGUAUUGAAUUUUGUAGUACAAUUGCAGAAUCAAAGUUUUAAAUUCAUUUUACAGCUGUAAUUAUACAAUAAUUAUGUUAAUGUCAGGUUGUUUACUGUUGAGUAAGUCUAAAUACAGUGACUUUUAUAUUUUUCAACGAACCCAAGAUUCAACCUACUAAAUCCACGUUAUUACGAUAAAGGACAUGUGUAUGUACAAGUAAAAAAACAGGGAUAUACUGUAUGUGCCACUUUCUGAGUUAUUAAUCAAAGUCAGAUCUUUUUAUUAAUGUUGUGAGCGAUUUCUGAACUCCUUUGACUCUAAUGUUGUUAGGCUAAAUAGUAACGCACUGUAUACUGUAUUUGUAUCUUUCUCAGUACUUGGUAUAUGUUCAAAUGAUUUAACAAACCUAAGUAGACUUUUACCAAAACAACUUGCUUAAUUUUGUGUAAUUUUAUUUUGUUUGAUUUCUAGUGAUCCUUUUUGUUGAUUUUUAUUUGUUUUAAAUUUUUUUUUUGUUUUUUUUUUGCAUGCAGCCAAGCUGUAAGUCCCUGAUGGUUUGCAAACUUUGUUUUUAUUGUGUUAUCCAUAUUACAUGAGUCGUGUGCCGAAGGACUGGAACUAUACCUGGAAGUUGAUUUUAGUCACAUUGAAACCACUCAAAGGUCAAACAAAAAGAAGAGUUUUAGACAAAAAAAUCUGAACUCAAACUCCACUUACUAGCUUUUUCAGGAGCUUUGAACCGGAUCUCAGGUCUUAAUCAAUGAAAGGAGUUGGCUCCAUUUAUUGAGUUUGCUCUGUUCAUUGAUGAAGGCCAUGAUAUACAGUUGAAAGCUCCAGAAAAAACUAGCAAAUUGACCUUCAGUUAAGUUUUUUUAAAUUUUUAUUUUGGGUCAAAAAAUCUUAACUCAAGGUCCAUUUACUAGCUUUUUCCAGGGCUUUCAACUACAUCUCAUGGCCUUCAUCACUGAAUGGAGUUUGCUCAGUAGUUGUGGAGAUAUCUUAGUUGUCCUGUCCAAAGUUCCGACCACAACUCCAUGCUUAGGCCAUGUGAUGACAGCUUUAUCCACUGAUGAAGAUCAUGAGAUGUAGAUGUGGACUUGAGUUUUUAUUGAGUCAAAAAUAAGGUCAAGACAGCUUUCAAGCUCAAAUUUAAGAGUUUAAACAAAUUCAAUUCAUAUUAAAUUCUGCUCCCGAUUGUUUGCCUUCUGAUUGGCUGUAUCAAAAAUUAACCAAAUGAUAGUGACAUGCUGGGUUUUUGUUUUUGUUUUUUUACUGUUGGAAUCAUGUAUCAUGUACAAUUAAAUUACCCACUAUAUUAAGCUCUUUCUCUUCACUUUCCAUGUCCUAUACAGUACCCAGGUUUGGUUUGAAUCUGGUGGCUGGAUUUACACAGGCACAAAUGAGGGGACUUUUAUUGUACUAUGGUAUAAAUCAGAUUUUCUUUUCUUGACUGUUUUGGUAUAUCCUCUUUCUGUUUAGACAGACUUGAAAAGUUCCGAGUGCAAAAUUAAAAACCUGACUCCCUGUCCUUGUGGACAUGCAGCCAGAAUCUCUCUGACCUGAGCGGAUUGUACUGUGCCAUGCAGCCCUCUCUGAGCCAGACGAUUAUCAUAUACUCAUAUACAAGUAUCAUAUCUGCUGUGAACUAUCAUAAAUGUGUGUCAUAAACAAGUGUUGCCUUCUAUACAGAGUAAAUAUUUAAAAUAUUA